This is a messenger RNA of Candidula unifasciata, 648 nucleotides long. Lineage: Eukaryota; Metazoa; Mollusca; Gastropoda; Stylommatophora; Geomitridae. The record is from the annotation of a GenBank genome assembly.
AGAUGCCUGUGUAUAGCUUUUCCUUUACUUGUCAAACAAAUCAUAACGCCAAAAAGAACUAUCAUAAUUUUGGUUUUCAUAUAUUGUUUUAUCGCUAUGACCGUUGUCCCACUGUAUGGUACAAUCUACAUAGACUGGAAGUUUCACCCAGGGAAAAACAGAACCGUUAUCGGGAUAGUUUUCAGAAGACACAAGGAUAUUGUCAUCCCUACAACUUAUUUUGUCCAAGCUAUUAUUGGAGUACUAGCCUUCAUUGCUGUUGUCGUGCUGACAUUAAUUCUAAUUUGUAAACUAAGACAGAAAAACAAAUGGCGAAUAUCUGCGAGCUUACAAAAGGAAACGCUUGACUCGAUAAGUCGACGAAACCGAGCAACGGUCAAAAUUGUCGCACUAAUUGCAAGUGUAUUAAUUAUUUGCUAUAUUCCAUCUGUGUGUUUAUGUCUAACGACCUUCAUAGAGCCGGAAUUCACGGAAGGCGGAAAAUAUUACAAUAUUUACACAAGUUUUUGGUCUGUUGCCAUGAUGAUGGAGACCAUCAAUUCAAGCGUGAAUAUUUUCUUUUAUAUUAGAAUGAGUACAAAGUAUAGACAGAAGUUCACUGAAUUGUUCUCACCUUGUUUUAAAAACGCGAACAAAAUUGUAGAAUAA